AUGGACAAAUGCUGGUUUGUUCUCCGCCAGACGCACUAUCCGGCGCCUGAAUACAAGCAUCCGGGCAUGGCCUUUGGUGCGGCUGAAGGCCCGAUCUGCUUAGGCCACUUCAUCCCGAGCCCCAAGCAGAUAGACAGCGUCAUUAACUCGGACAGCAUCACGCCUUUCCCGCGCAGCAUGCGCAUCUGGCCUACUACAGCUGUCGAUUUCCGCCUCUCCAACAACACUACGAAAGGCGUCCAGGCUUCUGCCGGCGUCAGUGCUCCUAUCGCUGCGGCUACAGGCAUGACUGCCAACGCCGAAGCCGGUGUGGUCUUUAGGAAAAUGAUGGGCGAUACUUGGGCUAUUGACCGGCUGGACACACAGAUUGUGCAACCAACUAUGGCUUAUCUCGAGCAGUGUCGCAGUUCUGCCCAAAUAGCUGCGUGGGUGGAGAAGAAUAAGUUGCUUGGUUCCUGGAAGAUUUACAUGAUUAGCGGGCUAAUCAUCGCGCGAGGUGCCAAGUAUGAACGGAAGGAAGGCACCGAAGCUGAGCAAAAUGGCAGAGGCACGGCGGAAGCCAAGAUCAAACAUGCGGAUACGAAGAAAAUAGAUAUCGCAGGGCGAUACUUGAAUGAUUUCGUCUGGGCCAUCCGUCUUACGGAGGUUUCAAAGAUCCUCUUUGGUUCCGACCUAUCGCAAAAGGUCGUUCGAAAAGGUACUGUCUUUGCGCCAGGCUCAGACAAUGUAGAUGUCAUGGCAGUCAUGGCUAAAGAAGGCUUAGAAGGAGGCGACAUACACGCACUUGAAGUAUCUAAUAGAGGCCAACAGGAAUUUCUCAUAGCGAUAAAUAAGUAUUGA
This is a messenger RNA of Trichoderma virens Gv29-8, 840 nucleotides long. RefSeq lists its product as uncharacterized. The record is from RefSeq and is a predicted model, not a curated record. The transcript is spliced from 2 exons. The coding region runs from base 1 to 840 and encodes 279 amino acids. Lineage: Eukaryota; Fungi; Ascomycota; Sordariomycetes; Hypocreales; Hypocreaceae.